UGCAGGCAGGGCAGGUGAGGCAAGCASCAUGGGGAAGGUAGAGAACUUCAAUAUUACCUGCAUUUUACUUGUAUGAAGUUUUUCUCUCUCUCUUUUUUUGCGGGAUGGUGUGAGACAUCCCGUCUUCUCCACAUGCAGAUUAUCUUCUACGAGAACAGGGAGUUCUCUGGGCGCCAUUUUGAGUGCUCCAAAGACUGUGCAGAUCUGCUGAGGAGUCUGAGCCGGUGCGGCUCCAUCAGGGUGGAGAGCGGCUGCUUCAUGAUUUACGAAAAAGCCAACUACACUGGGAACCAGUACUACCUAAGCAAAGGAGAAUAUCCUGACUUCCACCACUGGACAGGAGUCAGCGACUCUGUCGGCUCUUGUCGCCACAUCCACACGGAGCCUGGGUCAUUCAAUAUGUGCUUGUAUGAGAGGAUUGAGUUUGGUGGCCAAAUGAUGGACCUGAUGGACGACUGUCCCAGUCUAGUGGACCGCUUCAACAUUCACAAUAUCUUCUCUUGCAAUGUUAGAAAGGGAAACUGGCUCUUCUAUGAGCACCCUCAAUACCGAGGCAAGAUGUAUCUGAUUCGACCCGGAGAGUAUAAAAGGUUCAGUGAGUGGGGCGGCAGGAGUGCCAGGGUUGGCUCCAUCAGACGCAUUGUAGACUAUUGAUCUACUCUAGGGGAAUAUAGGUAGCACAGAAGACAGUUUUUUUGUCAUAUUUAUAUGCAUUUUAACCUUAACUUCCUCAAAAAGCUUUACUAGUGUAAUGCAGAACAUUGUCUGUUUGAAUUGAGAAAAUCUUCAACAAAAGCAACAAACAAAUAACAAUAAAUCUGUUCACUUCAUCAUCAUCAUCAUACAUUCUCUCACUUCUAAUAAAGCAGUUUCAAAAAGGAGUCUCCAACGUCCCGUAGGUUGUAGGCAGCAUCAGGACGAUGAAGUGGGAUUACUAAAGAACAACAAAUAGUUGUUAAACAUCUCAUCAGUUUCAUUUUUUCUAAUAAUCCUAUCAUAAUGUUGAAAUCUGCCUUGUUUUUUUAAGUGUUGUAAGACACACAGCUUUCGACCAAUGACACUCCAUUGUCACCAAUAUCAGAUACUGUACUACAAACAGUUUGGUUGCUACCUAAGUCAGGCUGCCAUGGAAUUGAUCACAUGCAAUCGACAGUAUAUAUACUCCACUGAAUUAAAAUUUAUGAUCAGCUAUGAGCCAAUACUGACAUUAAUCUCAUGUUACACUGCGAAUGUGUUCUAUCUGCACUGAUCAAAUUAGUAAAGAUAACCGUUGUUCAACUACUUAGAGGCAAUAAUAGGCUGUGCAAAGGGAAAUCAUUGAUUCUAGAAUGUUAAUUGUGAAAGGAAAAAAUUAAAUUAGUCUGUGACCACCCAGUCCUGAAAGAAUAAAACUGAAAACAAUGCAAAACUCA
This is a messenger RNA of Poecilia reticulata (guppy), 1412 nucleotides long. RefSeq names its product gamma-crystallin S-1-like. The record is from RefSeq and is a predicted model, not a curated record. Gene Ontology annotation, biological process: visual perception; lens development in camera-type eye. Gene Ontology annotation, molecular function: structural constituent of eye lens. Lineage: Eukaryota; Metazoa; Chordata; Actinopteri; Cyprinodontiformes; Poeciliidae.